Molecule: messenger RNA, 841 nt
Organism: Cuscuta campestris
Lineage: Eukaryota; Viridiplantae; Streptophyta; Magnoliopsida; Solanales; Convolvulaceae
Source: the annotation of a GenBank genome assembly
AAUCAAGUUGACUUUAAAGUCAAAACAAAUUUAGAGAUGUAAUUGAAGGGUAGUAAUUCUCAUUUUUUCUUCGGAAGGACCAUACGGCCCAUAGUGACAUUGGUCAAACCAAGCCGUUUUUUUAAUCCAUUUCAGCCCAAAUUGCAACUCUUCCUUCCUCAUCCACUGAGAACCGAUACUCUCCCGCAUCUUCGCCAUGAGUUUUCCGGCGGUAUGCCGCGGUGAUGCCGUUCCUGUAUUGCGGCGCAGCUCUUGCUUUCAUUUCUCCUUCCAACCUAUGCUUCUGCCUUGUUACGCAGUUUCUCGGCUGAAGCCCAUCGAUUUCUCGACUAAACGCUCGAUUAGGAUUAGGUUCAAUGUGAAGCGAGGUGAUUUUUUCAGAUGUAGUGCGACAGAGACCGGCCCUGAUAAAAAUGAAGACGAGGAAAAGAAGCUGCAUGAAGAAGAAACCAGCUUGGGCUCAACCGAUUCAUCUUCAUCAAAUAAUUCUCAGCCAAGCUCUUCUUCUGAUCAAGUAGGAUAUUCAUUUACUCGGUGUUUUUUGUUUACUUAAUUUGUUAAUUUAGUAUUGUCAUGUAAUUGCUUAAUUUUUCUAAUACGCUGGCAGGUCAUGUCAUUACCAGUUUGAAAUGCCACACUGUUUUGACUUAAAUUUUAUGGGAUCGUGUUUUCUGCCAGGAUAAUGGGCAAAAUCUUGGGUUUCUCGAAUCUAAUGACCAAGUCAAGAGUAAUAGUGUAGAUGCCAGUUCUCAAUCUGGAAAUGAGGCAUUUCAGUUUUUAAAUGCUUGAUGCUUCCUAUAUGAAUUUUCACUCUUAGGCAUGACGAGUUUUUACUUGACGA